GGGUGGCUGAUCACAGAGGAACCCAGCGCCUCCAAGAAAUACGAGAUGAGCUUUGCCGGGAGCCACUGUAGAGUACAAAAGGUCGAUACCUUCCCGUUCCAUUCUCUCCUCACGCCCAGCCGCCUCAGUCUCUCUUUCAGUCAUUUCUUGACCAGUCAUUCCUUCUACAGCUCUGUGAGCUCGAAAUUCACAUUCACUCUCUACAAACACACCCACUCGCAAAUCAAAACUUCAAGUUCAGGCAACUUGACUCGAAAACAAAAUCACCUCUAACAUCAUCAUCAAAAUGUCCAAGAUCUUCAACGCUGCUGUCCUCCUUGCGGGCCUUGUUGCCCAUGUUUCCGGCCACACUGCCGUCGAGAGCGCUGAGAUUGGAGGGAAAACCUACCAGGGUUUUCGUGGUGCUUCCAUCGACUCUCCUCUCGAGGAGGGCUCUCCUGCCUGGAAGACCAACCAGGGCUGGGGCUACCAGCCUAUCAUGGGUGACUCGAUAAACAAGCCCGACAUCAUUGCUCACAGGGACGCUACUCCUUCGCCCAACACCGCCGAAGCCCCUGCCGGAUCUACGGUCACCUUUCACUGGCACCACAAGGGCAGCUGUGGCGAGGGCGAGGAGGGUUGGGACUGCUCCCACCAUGGAUGGACCGCCACCUGGCUCGCUGCCUGCAACGGUGACUGCUCCGUGGUCGACAAGACCAAUCUGGAGUUCUUCAAGAUCGACCAAGUCGCCUUGACCUCCUACCCCCAAGGCACCCGUUACGCUGAGGGCAACUCUGCUCAGGGCUACACCGGAAAGUGGGGCACCGACGCCAUCUUCUACGACAACGGCAACGCCCACACCGUCACUAUCCCCAGUGAGAUCCCCUCGGGUAACUACGUCCUCCGUACUGAGGUUGCCUCGAUUCACAACAACGGCGCUGUCUCCAACCGCCAGUUUUGGCCCCAGGCCUUCAACAUCAAGGUCACCGGUGGUGACGACAGCAAGUCUGUCCCCGCUGGUGUCAAGGGCACUGAGAUCUACUCGGCUAAGGACGAGCUUCUCACCUGGGACCUGUACUGGCACGAUGCCGGCAAGACCAUCCUCGACUCUCCCGGCCCUGAGCUCGCCUCUGUCGCUGUCGCCAGCAUCACCCGCCGUCACGCUCGUGACUUCUCCAACUAAGCUGUUUGGUAGCGUGAUCUCUUAUUUUCAUGGACAGGGGUUUGGCGCAUAUGGACGAUCGGAUACUGGAAAAUUUGGGGCAUAUCUUGGACUUUUUCUCUUCUUUGGCGGAUACCACUUUCUCACGAUCAGGCACGACUUCAGGUGUAGAUAUUCACAUAUCCAGCUAGGUAUAGAACUGGCAUUGCUCUUCUGAGCAUCAACAAUGCGUCUCGUUCC
Messenger RNA from Didymella exigua CBS 183.55, 1381 nucleotides. Its product is annotated as lytic polysaccharide monooxygenase. The coding region runs from base 287 to 1162 and encodes 291 amino acids. NCBI's taxonomy places the organism in Eukaryota, Fungi, Ascomycota, Dothideomycetes, Pleosporales, Didymellaceae. The transcript has a single exon. The record is from RefSeq and is a predicted model, not a curated record.